AUGAGUUGCGAGAUAAGUCUUUGCAAUCUUGAUAAGAAAUUGCCACUCUCCAAUUUGCAAAUAAACGAUUUGAAGGAAAAGCUAUCCCACCAUCCUCAUGAUGAUUCAAGGAAAUAUGAAGUUACCAAAUAUGAAGUCAAGAGGUUGACCAUUGGAGAAAGGUAUGAGGAUUCCAUCCAUCCUACAUCAAGAAGGUCUUCAAUGAGAAAUCAUUUCGAUUUGAGGACAAAUCGCCAAAAAGAAAGGGAGGAUGAUGUGAGCACGUUUAGGGCCGGUUUUCUCCAUGACGAAAACCCCUCAAGGACGUUCUACCUUAUUAACUCUAAGGGAGGAACACAAAGCUCAUGCUCCAUACUGGGCGGUUUUUGAGGAGGUUAUUUGACAUAUUUUCAUGGU
Molecule: messenger RNA, 396 nt
Organism: Hibiscus syriacus
Lineage: Eukaryota; Viridiplantae; Streptophyta; Magnoliopsida; Malvales; Malvaceae
Exons: 2
Coding region: 1-369 (122 amino acids)
Source: RefSeq, a predicted model, not a curated record